Molecule: messenger RNA, 1767 nt
Organism: Naegleria fowleri
Lineage: Eukaryota; Heterolobosea; Eutetramitea; Acrasida; Naegleriidae
Exons: 2
Coding region: 1-1767 (588 amino acids)
Source: RefSeq, a predicted model, not a curated record
AUGAUGAAUCAACAAACGUUUGUCAUCCUUCAUCCAUCUCUACAGGUAUCGUCAUCACCACCAUCAUCAAUACAUUCAUCCACUGGAUCAUCCAUCGGAAGUAAUUCUAUUCAUUCCGAAAAUUUUUACUAUUCUUCCUCUCCUCCUUCGGGAUCAUUUACUUCUUCUUCCUCUUUAUUGAAAGAUCAAAUUCAAAUUAUUACAAAAACAGGAGAACAUUGUAUCAAUACACCACUUUCUCCGUUUCAAAUUAAAAUUCAAGUCAAAUGUUGUGGACUCUCAAAAUUAGAUUCACAAGUGAGAAGAGGAAUAUUUCCAUUAUGGAAAAAUCGUUUAUCAUCAAAAAGCAAUGAAAAUUCGCAAAAUGAUGAAUUAUGUUCGUGUUGGAUUAUUCCUGGAUAUGAAGUGAGCGGAGUGGUGAUUCAAGUUGGAAAAAAAGUCAACCCAAAAGUUUUUUCUGUUGGAGAUUGUGUCAUGGGUUUUAUACCUGUUCAGAAUUUGAAUGAACACUCAACCAUGACACAAAAACCUGUUUCUGUGAAAACAUCGUCCUCAGAUUCCAAUGAGAAAGACGACAUGUCGACUCUGCACUACGGAAUGGAAUGGCAAGAUUCAGAACUUGAAUCAAGCUCCUCCAUGAUGACCUCUCCAAUUUUACCUUCCUCCCUCAAUGGUGGCUGCUCGACAGAGUGUGUGGCAGAUGCUCACUUUUUUGUGAAAAUUCCAACUGGCAUGUCAUUUAUCAAAGCAUCGAGUGCAAUCAUGUGUGGAAUUCGUGCCUAUGACACGUUAUUUUUCAAAUGUGCGUCAACCAUUCGACAAGGAGAUGUCAUAUUUGUGAGUAGUGGUGCUCGAUGGGAACAAACUUAUUUAUUGCAAUUGGCAGUUUUGUUAGCAAAAUGUCGAGUCAUUACAACUGUACACACGGAUGAGGAAAUUAAUUUUUUGAGAAUGAUUUCGUCGCGGUUGACUUCAUCGACGUAUUUGAGACAUCACCAUCGACAGGGUCUUGACUCCUCCAGGAGUGGCUCGACCGGUGACAAUUUUAGUAGCCUCUAUGGAGGUCGCUCUGGAAAUUUGGACGAUGAAGAAAAUGAUGGCGACUCCAUGAUGGGGGCGAGCAAUAGUGGUGGAACAGGAUCUCCUCCUUUUGAUACACAAUAUAUUUCAUCUGUAUUGUCCAUGAUGAGGAGUGGAAAUUCUGCAAUUAAUCCACUCGUCAUUCUCGAUCGAAGACUGUAUGACACUCCUGACAAGUUGCAACAGGCCAUCAUGAAAGAGACCAAUGGACUUGGUGUGCAACUGGUGGUCUUGGGAGAAUCUGCAUUGAUUCCUCCAAGCAGCACCAGUACUGCACGAACAUCGAGUCCAGUAAAGCAACAGAAUAUUGACUUGCCCCAAGAUCGAAAUCCCAUCACGCGCUUCAUUGACAUGUGUCUUAAUGUCUUGUCGACUCACGGCACAAUAGCAUUUAGCGAAUAUUGUGAACAUGGUUUGACGGCUUCGCAUCUGGAAUACAUGUAUUCGAAAUCUAUUGCAAUGACCAAUAUUUUUGAACAGAGCUAUGUACAGAAUACGAAUUUGAUGGGAAGAUAUUUACACAUUCUCAAUAAUAUUGUCAAAGACAUUCAUGAAGAACAUAUUGAAAUUCCUAUUGCUCAUUGUCUUCCUCUUUCUUCGGUUCGAGACGCGCAUCGAAAACUCGACAGCUCCAUUAUGGGUUCGUCUUCAUCUUCUUUCGUUGGAAAGAUUAUCAUCAAAAUGUAA